Messenger RNA from Adineta steineri, 1269 nucleotides. Lineage: Eukaryota; Metazoa; Rotifera; Eurotatoria; Adinetida; Adinetidae. The record is from the annotation of a GenBank genome assembly.
AUGGAUUUUGAUACAAUUCGAAAUCAUUAUGGUAUUUUAAUUGUUCUUAGUACAUUUAUAAGUCGAAUUAUUUUUAAUGGUUUCUGUUGGAGUUAUGGAACAGUAAUUGCUCAGCUUAAAAAAAAACAUUUAAAUAUAUCCGAUACAGAAUUAAGUUUGAUUGGUAGUAUUGGACAAAGUUUUGGUGGUCUUCUUGCUCCAUUAAUUCUUUUCUUAGCUCGUCGAUAUGGUUAUCAAUUAACAUUUAUUUGUUCACUUCUCACAUGUGUUAUAUCAUUAUUUAUUUCAUCACUUAUUCAUAAUCUUCAUUGGUUAUUAAUAACUUAUUCAUUACCAUAUGGAUUUGCUAAUGCAGCUAUAUUCAUUCUUGGAACAUUAAUUUGUGGUCAUUAUUAUCCAGUUAAUCAACACAUCAAACAUAUUUCUAUAAUGUGUAUUAUAUCAACAGGUUUUCCAAUUGGUUAUCAUAUAAUGAGUGCUUGGGUAUUUUCAUCCAUUGAAAAAAACGAAUGGCAAGUAAUGAAAAGACAUCUUGCUUUCAUUGAAUUAAUUGCUACUUGUAUACUUGGUCCUAUUUUUACAAUGAAAUAUUCAUCCGAUAUACCAUUAGAAUAUCAACGUCCAUCGAUAACAGUUACACAGAAUAAUAAUAAUAAUCGAAAAAGUCGUUUUUCAUUACCAAUUAUUGUUUGGUUGAUAGGAAUAUUUACUACAAUGUCAGCAGUUAAUAAUUUUCUUCUUCAUUUGGAAAGCUAUUUGAAAUAUCUUGGUUUUGCCGCUGCUCGUGCUGAUCUUUGGUUUCGUUUACAUGGUUUAUUUGAUGCAUUAUUUCGUCUUUCAAUUCCACUUUUUAUUCAUUUAUAUCCCAUCAAUAUAAUUUAUCUAUUUCCAACAUGUGUUUUUACUGGUUUUAUCUUUUUAUUAUUAGCAUUCGGUUUGCUUUAUACAAGUAUAAAUGCAUUAGCAAUUUUACCAAUAGUUUUAUUUAGUUUUACAUCCGCUGUUACAACAUCAUUACAAUACACGGUUUCAAAUCAAUUAUUUGAUAAAGAUGAAAUAGAGCAAGGAUAUAUCUAUCAUGUAAUUAUUACAAGUCUUGGUUUAAUCUUAGGUCCAAUUAUUGGAGGUUUAUUUCUUGAUUUAACAGGAAAUUAUAAAUCAAUUAUGUUAAUAUCGCUAAUGUUUCUUCUGAUUAGUUUUAUUUCAUUUGCUUUAACAAUUUUAUUAUCGAAUAAGAAGGAAGAUACUCAUCAAUCCGAACAAAAUUAA